UAAGAUUAUGGCCCUCUCUCUCCCUCACUGUCUGGGCAUGCGUCUCAAAUAAGACUAAAUUAUUAGUUUUGAAACAGUUGUAGUUUCUUUGAAUUUGUUCUAAAUAAGAACUAAUUUAUAUGUUGUAGCUAAUGAAAAAAAAAAAAAAACAUUAUAGAAUAAUCAAUCCAAAUAAAGCGAAAAUUUAUAGGAAAGACGAGCUUGAGAAUAGCAGACGAUAUUCUUCAAUUUCAGUUUUUUAAUUGACUCAGCAAGGAAACAAAACAAAUACGGCGGUUAUGUAAAUGGAGAGACAAGUCUCUGGAAAUGGCUGCGUUGAUUCUCUCAUCGAUUUGAUGGAUCCCCUCGUCACGGACACAGUGAAGAUAGACGUCCGGGUGGACAAAUUAUCCUACAGCGUGCCCGAAAAGUCUGCAAGUUGGUGGAGGACGGUCAGCAAUCUCCAGAUGCCCUGGGAAGUCAAGGACAAAGGAAACAGUUUACAAGUCUUGAAAGACAUCAGUUUCACCGCCAAAAGUGGACAACUGAUGGCAAUCAUGGGAGGAUCAGGUAGUGGAAAGACGUCCCUCCUGGACAUACUGACAUGUCGCACGUCUUCUGGUGUUACCACCGGUCAAGUGUAUCUCAAUUCUGAGGUCAGAACCAAGUCAGUCUUAGACUCAUGUGCUGGUUAUGUCCGGCAGGAUGAUCGGCUUAUUGCAUCACUGACCGUCCGGGAAACCCUGAUGUUUGUUGCCCAGCUCAAGUUGCCCCGGACAUUCAGCGAGGAAAAGAUCAAAGAGAGAGUUGACCUAGUCAUUGCCGAGCUCGGUCUCACCCAAGCCGCGGACACUAAAGUUGGCAAUGACUCCAUUCGUGGCCUGUCCGGGGGAGAGAGGCGGAGAGUGAGCAUUGGAAUCCAGCUCCUUAUCCUGCCAAGUAUCCUAGUUCUGGAUGAACCAACGUCAGGCCUGGACUCGUACACUGCCAACAGUAUAGUCAAGACUCUUUCCAUGUUGGCAUCAAAACAAAGAACAAUUAUUAUGUCCAUCCACCAACCCAGGUUUGAUAUCUUCACUACAGUGGACGCCAUGAUGCUAUUGUCCAAAGGAAGCAUUGUCUUCAAUGGUCCAGCUAAAGAGAUGGUCAACUAUUUCACAAGUCUGGGCUACCCGUGUCCAGAGCACAUGAAUCCAUGCGACUAUUAUAUUGAUCUGACUGCAGUGGACAACACCUCGCCUGAGAGAGAACACAGAAGCUUGGCACUAAUUCAAAUGUUACUCGAAGCCUACAAGUCCAAACAAGAUGACGUAAUGGUCGUUAACCUUGAGACACAGGAAGUCGCCGGAGCAGAAGAUGAAAUUUGUCUCGAGCAAACGUCCCUUGAUGACGAGUCAGUACAGCGAGUACUACCGUCACGUGAGAAACAAAGUGCUCACCCAGGGAUUGUUACACAAUGUCACGUUCUUCUGAGGUAA
This is a messenger RNA of Biomphalaria glabrata, 1457 nucleotides long. RefSeq names its product ATP-binding cassette sub-family G member 8-like. NCBI's taxonomy places the organism in Eukaryota, Metazoa, Mollusca, Gastropoda, Planorbidae. The record is from RefSeq and is a predicted model, not a curated record. Gene Ontology annotation, cellular component: plasma membrane. The transcript has 8 exons. Gene Ontology annotation, molecular function: ATP hydrolysis activity; ATP binding; ABC-type transporter activity. The coding region runs from base 285 to 1457 and encodes 390 amino acids.